AUGACUGCGGAGGUAGAUAACGAAUUGUUCGCAGAAUUCGAGGACGGUGAGAACAAAAUCGUCGCGAGACGUCAAAGCGGCAGCGACGUUCAGUCUACGGUGCCAGAGACAUCCGGUCAGUCGGCCACGAAGUCUGGAUAUCCAUCGGAAACCGGCGGCAGCUCCUCCGGUUAUCCAGCUGGAAGCGGUUAUCCGUCGAGUUCUGGUUAUCCGUCGAGAAGCUCCGGUUAUCCUAGUUCUUCUGGUUAUCCAUCAGGAGAUACUUCUGAUCAGGCGUCGAGAACCUCCGGAUAUCCAUCGAGCAGCGGGUAUCCGUCGAGCAGAUCAUCUGGAUAUCCAUCAAGCAGUUCCGGAUAUCCAUCGAAUUCGGGAUACCCAUCAAGCAGUUCGUCCGGAUAUCCAUCGAAUUCGGGAUAUCCAUCGAGCAGCUCUUCCGGCUAUCCGACAAAUUCCGGCUACCCGACAAAUUCCGGAUAUCCCCGUAGCAGUUCCGGUUAUCCGGACAGCUCUUAUCCUUCGUCGAGAUCUCGUGGAUAUCCAUCGAGCUCUGGUUAUCCGUCAGCAAACGAGGAGAGCGUUAAACGAGUGGACGCUAAUUCAGUGAACGCUGCGUAUCCUAGUCAGUCUUCGCAGAGUGGAUACCCGUCGCAAUCCGGAUAUCCUCAACAAAACACUGGAUAUAACCAAGGACGAUACCCUCAGGGGUAUCCCCAAGGAUAUCCUCCCCAAGGAUAUCCUCAAGGCUAUCCUCAAGGCUAUCCUCAAGGGUAUCCUCAAGGAGGGUAUCCUCAAGGGUAUCCUCAAGGAGGGUAUCCUCAAGGAGGGUAUCCUCAAGGAGGAUAUCCCCAAGGAUAUCCAGGAGGUUAUUAUCCCCCUCCCACUACUAGAAAACCGAAUUUCAGCGAUCAGCUGACCAGUCUUGCUAAAGAUUUCACCACGAAAGUUCUGACUCAAGCUAUUUUGGAUAAAGUCACUGGGAAACAUUGAUCUUAUUUGAACGAGAGACGUUAGUGUAUUGUAGGAUUAAUUCACGUGACUUAUUUCAAUUAUUUUGUAUGCUUCUCUGCGUUGCUUGUAAUUCUAUAGAAUUAAUUUAUAGUUUGGGCAAUGUAUCUUUGAUGAUAGAAUGCUUCACCGUUGAUGAACGAUCUUAUUUAAUUCACUAGGAUGCAAUUUAUUAUUAGGGGA
This is a messenger RNA of Nomia melanderi (Alkali bee), 1188 nucleotides long. The record is from RefSeq and is a predicted model, not a curated record. NCBI's taxonomy places the organism in Eukaryota, Metazoa, Arthropoda, Insecta, Hymenoptera, Halictidae.